AUGACAAUUGUGGAAAUCCUCACCGCGAAGCCUGACAAGCGUGACGAUAACGACGUGAUUGUUGUCAAGAAGUAUGCGCCGUAUAAGCGCGCGAGGUGCUUUGAAACACCCAUCGCCAGCCCCCUUGUUUCUCCAGGCCGCUACAUCGACCAGCGGCAGUACUCCCAGCCUAAGAACCUACCUAAUGACCUGUACUCCUUGAUGGCUCCCAGGUAA
Messenger RNA from Penicillium chermesinum, 216 nucleotides. RefSeq lists its product as uncharacterized. The record is from RefSeq and is a predicted model, not a curated record. Lineage: Eukaryota; Fungi; Ascomycota; Eurotiomycetes; Eurotiales; Aspergillaceae. The coding region runs from base 1 to 216 and encodes 71 amino acids. The transcript is spliced from 2 exons.